Fulvia fulva is the source of this 1083-nucleotide messenger RNA. Its product is annotated as Short-chain dehydrogenase/reductase phmF. The coding region runs from base 1 to 1083 and encodes 360 amino acids. Lineage: Eukaryota; Fungi; Ascomycota; Dothideomycetes; Mycosphaerellales; Mycosphaerellaceae. The record is from RefSeq and is a predicted model, not a curated record. The transcript has 3 exons.
AUGCGGCUCCUCACCACACUCCUCGCCCUCAUCGCCAUAAUCUACUACCUCCUCCCCCUCCUCCUCGCCGAAGUCUUUCCCUGGCAAUACCUCUGGGCCCAACGCAAAGGGCGCCCCACCGUUCUUCAAACCACCUACUCCGGCCGCACAAUCCUCAUCACCGGGGCCAACGGCGCGUACGGAUCCCGCGCCGCCAAACUCUUCGCUCUCCGCGAUGCAGAGAGGCUCAUUCUGGUUGAUGUGAGGGACUGUAGUCAUUUGAAGGAGGAGAUUGAGAGGGAGGUUGAAGCUUUAGGGAAUGGGAAGCGAUGUCCACAGAUUCUUGUGUGGACUGUUGAUAUGAUGACUUUUGCUGGAUGUCAGGAAUUGGCGGAGAAGGUGAAGGGAUUGGAGAGUGGUCUUGAUCAUGUUCUAAUGACGAUGGGAAUCCUCUCCUUCGCACGGAAAGAAUCACCGGAAGGGUGGGAAACCUCCCUCCAAGUAAACUACCUCUCCAACGCCUGCGCUGCCCUCCUAAUGCUUCCACACAUCCGUUCCUCGCCAUCCAACCCCAACCCUCCAGUAUUGACGUUCAUAACCUCCUUCGGAAUCUUCCCGGCCUCACCAACCAUGUCCCUCCCCAAGACGGGAUCCUACCUGAAGCACUUAAGCAACAACAAAGACGGCAUGGCUCAAAAGCAUCAGUACGGACGCUCCAAAGGAUUGCUGCUUUACUUCGCCCGCGAACUCGCUACACGUCUCAGCGCCGGUUCCGGACUUCCCAGGGUUACCGUCACGAGUGCGGAUCCUGGCACGGCUUGGACGGGGUUGACGCAGCCGAAUAAAGCCGAGUUCAUCACCAGAGUCAUCACAGAUUUCGGCGCUCGACCUCCAGAAUUUGGAGCUGCGGCGUUGGUCAAUGGCGUGAGCGCUGAUGCGAGUAAGCAUGGGAAAAUCCUGCACGACUUUAGCACUGUGCCAUAUCCCCCCUUUAUGGAGCGGCAAAGCGGUCGUCUGGCGCAGGAACGUGUCUGGAAAGAGACUCGCGAGGAGUUAGAAGCAAAAGUGCCUGAGAUCAAGGCGGUGUACGAUCAGCUUGAUUGA